Melitaea cinxia (Glanville fritillary) is the source of this 1944-nucleotide messenger RNA. RefSeq names its product scolexin B-like. The coding region runs from base 40 to 888 and encodes 282 amino acids. The transcript has 6 exons. Gene Ontology annotation, biological process: proteolysis. Lineage: Eukaryota; Metazoa; Arthropoda; Insecta; Lepidoptera; Nymphalidae. The record is from RefSeq and is a predicted model, not a curated record. Gene Ontology annotation, molecular function: serine-type endopeptidase activity.
AUAAAUACUUUGAGUUCAUAUGGAAAACACAUUAUUACGAUGGCAGUUGUGUUGUUUGUGUGUCUUUCGUUAUUCGCUUGUACGACUGUCUAUGCGGGCGUGCAACACGAUGUACGAACAGUACUUGAUGGAUCACUAUUUAAUCCAUAUAAUAAUGAAAUACAAAUAGUUAAGAAUGAAAAUGAACAAAAGCCUGUGAACGAGCAGUUCCCGUCCGCUGUACUCUUCGGCAGGACUUGCGGUGGUACCAUCAUUAGCCCUACGUGGAUUCUCACAGCCGGUCACUGUACGCUGUUCACUAAUGGAAGAGAUAUACUCGCAGGGACUAAUAACACGGAAAACGGUUCCGGUCUUCGGCGUAAAGUCAAACGCCUCGUGAUCCACCCUCGGUUCUCAGUCGGACCUUACUGGCUCGACGCAGAUCGUUUUAAUCUCAAAGAGGUGGGAGCGCGAUGGGAUUUCCUGCUAGCAGAAUUAGAAAGUCCUCUUCCUUUAAAUGGCAAGACGAUGGUUGCAGCGCAACUGGACGAUCUCACCAGGCACUCUCCCGGAGAAGAGGCUGGCUAUGCUGGUUACGGCGCAGACAGACAUGGUGGAAUGAUGCGCGAAGAAAUGCAUGGCAUGGACCUAGAAAUAUUAGCUGAUGAAGAGUGUUCCAAUUUAGUGGAAUUCGACAAACAAGACAUGAUAUGUACGAGAGGACGUCCGCCUCGCUAUGAUUCUGCCUGCAAUGGAGAUAGUGGCAGUGGGCUCAUAAGGAACGGUAAAAUAGUUGGUGUCGCUUCUUGGGUUGAAAACGAUGCUCACGAAUGCCGAAACGGCGCUAGAGUUGUAUUCUCCAGAGUUGCCAGCGUGGUUGAUUGGAUUAAGCAAGUUACGAAGAUAUGAUUAAUAUGUACACAGUUCAUAGAAAGCUUCAUUACACGUAAAAGAAUAUUUUGAAAAAAAUAAAAACAGAAAUAACCAAAGAGUACAAGUACUUUUAGAAGUUGAAUUUAAAUUUUUAGAAAUAGAUAAUUUUUAUAUGUAUGAAAUAUUAUAGGAUAUAAUGUUAUAGUCUACGUUUUUAUAUGCCUAUAUAAAAAUGCCUGGACUAAAACCGAUUAAAUUUAACACAUAAAAAAGCAAAAAAAAUACAACAAAAAUUAUAUGACUGACAAAAAAAAACGAAUGUGGGAGCGUAUUGAGCGGUUCUCCACAAAAAUUUGUGAAGAAUUUGAUCUCUAAAAAUUACGACGCAUUAUGUACUCCAUAAAAAAAUUUACAAUAAAAUUUACGACAAAUUAGCAAAAGCUAUAAUCCUAAGGUAUGCUUUUGAUGUACACGACAUACUUUAGCAAUAAAUAGGGUAGUUAGCAAGCACAGUUAGUAGCCACGCAUCUUAUAACAAAAUAUGUCCGCUACAAAUGUAAGCAUUGCUCUCUCACAUCUAGUCAAGUUUGCUUUUGUCUGUUGCAAUUGUGUACUUCAGUAAAACUCGCAUUAAAAUUCUUUUAUUUUGUACUUGCAAGGGACAAAUAAAUUUGUUAAAUAUGAAAAAUGUGACGUAAAUAUCUUAUGACAAUAACAAUAUUUUCAAAAGCCAAAUUGUAAAUAGAGCAUUGGAAAUAAGCAUAAGAUUGAUUAAUGCAUAGGAUUUCCAUUACAGGCAUAAGUAGAAUUAGGUAUAAGCAAAGUAUACAACAGGUUAUUUAACCUUGUUGACUUUUGUAAUUUACGACUAUUUAUCAAAUUAUUAUACGUACAAUUUCGUUAUAUUAGAAUAUAUUUUUAUAUCUGAAUAACAAGGUUAAGAUUUUCAAUAUCGACUUCGAUUUCACCAUAAAAAUAAUAUAAUGUUUCGACGUCUACUUAAUUCUAAUUCUAACUCUAUUUUUUACCUACUAUGAAAAUGAUUUCAUUGUUAAAAUUUGUUACAUAAAACAAUAAAAUGUAUAUACCGCU